GCCAUGUUUAUUCCGAAACUGAAACCCGAAAUGGAUGUCAAGUUAGUUGGCCAAAUACUUGUAUAUCUUACUUGUAAUAAUUUCAAAUUUUAAGCAUGCCAUCAUGUGCUGCUCUAGGAUGUUUCCGACAGAAGGGUAUGGUUCGGAAAUACUUCCCUCGGAAAGACCGUCGCCGACGUCAGAUAUGGGUGGACAUGAUGGAUCGUCCUGGGUGGAUUCCUAACAAGACAUCAUUCUUGUGUGAGGUUCACUUCGACAAAGACCAGUGGGAAAUGCGAAAUGGGAAACGCAAGUUGAAGAGUUCCGCUAUACCGACAAUAUUCCCAAUCAAACCUACCCACUGUCCUGUGCCAAGAGACCAUCCGUAUUGUCUGCCUUACUAUCGUAAAUUUGUUGAAGACGGCACAUUUAAAACAGAUAAAUCAGAAGACAGUAGUUCCAUGCAUAUUGAACAUAUUAAAGUUGAGAUGGGCGAAAAUGAAGAUUUUGAUUUUACUAAAGAAUCAGUGGAAGAAGGGAUCAGUUUAGAGGGUAGCGGAGACAGUCAAGAGAGAGAAGAAGAAGUUGAAAGUAUUCAAUGCACUCCAGACAUCUUAGCGUAUCCAGAGCGAGGAGAACCUUACCCCAUUGAAAUGGUCAACUGUGAAAUGGAGUACAAUACAAGCCUGGCUGAACCUGAAAGAGACCCCCUGGCUUUUUCUGCUGAAGACAAAAUCAACCCAACAGCAGUACAUCCGCUUUUUGGAACAGGAAAAAAAUAUUUAUUCAUCCCUAGAAAUACUAAAGCGGUUGUCCACACACCAGAUAAAGCUACUGGGGAACCUUUAGUGGGAAGUACUCUUCCGACUAACAAUCAAUCCAGUGCAAGGUUAAAAGUAAAAAGUAUAAAACAACUUAUAGAUCCAAAAACUGCUUUGGAAACUCCAACAAAAUCCCCCAAUCUUCCACCAUUUGUGGAUUCCAAACAAGUUUUCAGGUCACCAUCAGCUGUCUACAUAAAAGAACCUUUAACUCUGACAGCUGCUUCAACCAAAACUGGGGACCUAAAGUCAAUGUCUCCAGUUAGUUUGGUAAUUGAUAAGGACAUAGUUACGUUGACAUCGCCAAAGUUUAACAGUUCUGUGGGAGCCAAAGUAACUCCAACAAGCAAGGCCGCACCACCAAAACUGAAUUUGGUUACAACCCCGGUUUCCCAUGAGCACAAUCUAAACUUCUUUCAGAAUACAAAAAACCGUAAUGCGCUGAAAGUUUUUAGUAAAAUUAAAGAAAGUUCUAAUCCUUUGUUAUCGAGUAGUUCUAAAGAGGAGCUCUCUAAACUGGCAUUACAAAAGAAUAAUUAUUCUAAAAAGAUUUUUGCUUUUGAAAAAAAGACAAAUUUUAAAUGUUUAAACCCUCAAAAAACUUGUCCACCGUUGAAGAAAGCUGCCUCAAUUUCAUGGAAAAUGUUGGAAAAUAAAGAAGUAAUUGAAGAAAAGGACAACAGCCCUAGGAAAACAAUUAGGAACAAUGAUGGAAAACAUUUGGUACAAAAAAACCAAAUCAAGAGAGCCUCGAUUAUUAUUUUAAAGCCGUAUGGUUCCCCGAAAAACGUUUUUCCCCGUGGAAUUGAGGGAAACACUAAAAAGACUAUGAUGUAUAAAUGUGCCAGGUGUAAUGCUUUGUUUACUUCCAAAAAUGCAUACACAAGACAUAAACCCUGUAAUUUCAUUAAAGAAAAACAAAGCAAUUACUUUAGAGCGAUAAAAAAAAUACUGCAGACAAAUGCCAAUGUCAAUGUUGAUGGAACAUCCCUUGGAAGGACCAAUGAGAAUGAAAUUAGGCAAAAAGAAAGCACCGCAGUAUUAGUUUCAUCUGAAGAUGAAUCCAGUUUAGAGACAAUUGAAGAAAUUUCAAGUUCCAAUGAAGAUACUGAUACUGCUUCUGAAAAAAGUGAAAAUGGCGUUGAAAAGUCCAUUAAAGAUAGAAAUAUUUUGAAGCAAUCGCUUACAGUAGAAAAUACUUUCCCGGAAGUACACGAUCUAGUUUCAUCUGAGGAUGAUUACAGUGUAGGGACCACUGAAGAAAUAUCAAGUUCUGAUGAAGAUACUGAUUCUGCUUCUGAAAAAAGUGAAAAUGGCGUUAAAAAGUCCAUUAAAGAUAGAAAUAUUUCAAAUCAAUCACUUACAGUAGAAAAUACUUUCCCGGAAGUACAUGAUAUAGUUUCAUCUGAGGAUGAUUCCAGUAUAGGGACCACUGAAGAAAUAUCAAGUUCUGAUGAAGAUACUGAUUCUGCUUCUGAAAAAAGUGAAAAUGGCGUUAAAAAGUCCAUUAAAGAUAGAAAUAUUUUGAAUCAAUCAUUUACAGUAAAAAAUACUUUACCAAAAGUACCUGAUCUUAGUGCCGUCAAAUUUAAAAGUGUUGAGUUCUUGAAAAAAUCAGGACAAUGGGGACCACGAAAAGUAAGGGGACUAAUGAAGGGAAGGAAACUCAAUAAAACUGAAUCAAAAGACAGUUUUAAUGGAGAUGAUAAAUCUGUUGGAUGUAAACAAAUGUUAGAUGAAAGUAAAAAGGAAGAUGCUGUAAAUUCUUUACCUAAAGAAAAUCCAUCAACUAAAAUACAGAAAAAUCAUAAAGUAGUCCCAACAUCAUUUCAAAGGAAGACAAGACCAAACAAGAUUAAAGAUGACCAAAGAAAAAACAAUAUAGUGGUGAUCAGCAGCAGUGAUUCUAGUGAAGAUGAUGCCAGUACCUGCAGUUUGGUGGAUAUUAGUAAUGAAUCUGAGCGUAAUACGAGAAAAGGUAAAAUCAAAUCUAGUAGAUACGUACCACAAAACAGUGGGGCUUCUUUGGCUAUCCCUUCAGGGGUAGUGGAUAAGGAAAGAUUAAAGAAGCUUAUAACACUAAAAAAGGACACAGAGUUAAUUGAUAAACAGCAAAAAACUGUAGUCUUAGAAAAAGCUGUUGAAUCAUUUAAACCCUUGAAAACUAAUGAUUUUUCAAAUAAACCAACUGUAAUGCUAUCAAGGCUUAAUACAUCAGAUAUCUGUAAAAUAAAAACCUGCAAAGGUAUUGAAAAACAACAUUCUCCGGAAAACAAAGCAAAAUUAGUUCCAAGCGAUGACGAGGAUAUAAAGUGUAGAGGAAAAACUAAUUCCAAUAAAAUUAGGGCAAAGCCCAAAUUAUCUCUAAGUGUUUGCCAAAGAGGUGGGGAAAAAACGUUGAUUGCAAAAGUUUCAGAGGAAGAGGUGGUAGAUUUAACUCAAACAGAUCAAGCAACAGAAAGAAAACAAAUCCUGAGUGAAAAACCAAUAAUUUCACGAGUGCCAAAGUUAAGAAGUAGAGAAAUAAAAACAAAUGAUAGGGCAGACACAAACAGUAAAAAGUUAAACAUUGGAAAUGAUCUUCAUAAUGCAAACAAUAUGAAAUUAGUUUUGGAAACAGUAUCACCACACAAAGAAAAAAACUCGAGUGAAGAAUUAAGUUUUUCAAAAAAUAAAGUAAAUAAAACUGUAUCCAAAUCAAAUUUGAAAAGUCGAGCUUUAAAACUUAAGGUUGAAGAUAACAUAACAAGUGCAAAGUUGAGUUCGGGUAAAAGUUGCUUGGAUAAAUUCAAAAAGCCAUUGGAGAAAAGGCUGAAAAUGAGUAAUAAAAAGAUCAUCCAGGACAAUAUAAUAACCAAAAGCAAGAGUAGUUCAAAGUUGAAUUCAAAUGUAAAACUAAAAAAAGGUUCUCUUCCAAGGAAAAUUAAAAACUCUCACAAACAACCACAGUUAAUAAAUAACUCCAAUAAAAGAAAACAGUCGAAAACAAUAAAAUGCCAAAUUUGCAAAUCAGUUGUCGAGAGAUCACACUACAAACAUCAUAUCACACGGCACGUGGAGACCCACUCAGCCUGCAAGGUGUGUAAGCAAAAGUUUGCUCACAGCGUUUUACUGAGACGACAUAUGAAGAGUGUUCAUUUUAUUGGUUGAUUGAAGUACUGUGGCUGCAGUGCUUGUGAACCUAAUCCACUGUAAGUCGUCAUGUUAUGUAUGUGAACAUUUAAAUUGGAUGACAAAAUCAGUGUCUCAAAAGUUCAAAGCUAUAAAAGGUGAUUUUGUAACUAUUAACCAGUUACCAAUUUGUAUAAAGUGUGCAAUUAGUAAUAUGCAGGGUGUACAUGUUCAAGUCAUAAUAUUUAUAAUAAACUUUAAAUAAUUUGCUGAUGAGUGAAAAGUUAAAAUUGUAUUUUUUUAUUUACUGUUCUCGCCAUAUACAAGGUUUGUCAAUAAAUCCAGAUACAUUGAAGUACACUAACAUCCUCCAGUUGCAACUGAUGGAGUUAUCUGAGACCAAUAACAUGUUCUUAAAUCUGAGACCACUAACGUGUAUUGUUCUUAAAUCUGAAACCACUAAUAUGUUCUUAUUUUUCUCCCUUUUCUACCCUUCUAACCGUUUCCCACCCCUAUGUGAUGACUUAGAUUGAUGUACAGUAGUAAGUACAAAUUAAACAAUGCAUUUAUACUCAAUGACAUAGUCCAAUGAAACACAUAAAACGGGCUUAAUGUUUUUCUGAAGAAUGAGAAGUUGACUUAGCAGUAGCCAAUAACAAUGCAGAGGAAAAGUUUCUGUGAGGUUUCUGUGGCGUUUUGUGCCACUUGAUGAAGAUGAGUCGUCACAUAUGGGUACGAAAUGGCUUUAAUAGUAGAAAAUAACAUGCCACUGGUGUUAGAAUAUAAAUCAACUUGCUUAGUUUGUGACUGGAGUGCAAUGGAGACCUUAGUUUAAAACAAUUAGUAUUAAUAUUUUGUUUUAUUUUUUAUAGACACAAAAACAAAUUCAUGUUGUGAGACACUUGUAUUGGUUGAGAUAUUCUUAUGCUGAGAGACUUAGAUUUUUUUUCUUUGAACAAGCUGGCAAUUAUUAAUAGUUACUACAAUACACCCUGCAUAUUAAGUUAGAAAUGAUGUUUUAAAUAUAUUUAACAUUGUUAAGACUGUUUGUUACAAGUAGAAAACUGAAAAAGUUAGGAUUAAUUUUAUGUUUAUGUUUUAUGGUUGUAAAUAUUGUACAAGAGUGUAUGGAUGGAAAGAAUAUUAUUGAGUUUUUAAUUUGUAAUUUAGAUACACAGUUUUAAGAUACUAAAAAAAUCUAAUUAUUUUCUUCUAUCUCUAAACCUAUACAGUAUGCUUUUCACUAUUGCUUUAACUUCAAAUAACUAUUUUAGUUGGUAUAAAAAUGUUUUACUUUCAAUAAACAUGCAUGUUAGUGUGUUUUUUAUUUACUUUUGUGGUUUUAGCAUUCGUAUAUCUCCUUUUUAUGGCCUUAAGUACACGGAUGGGCACACGGGAGGGACUAUGGCUAAAGGUGUGGUGACGUCAUAUCUCUAGUGACCAGGGUCGUCCCUAGGGUUGGCGGCGCCCGGAGCAAACGUGGUUGUGGCGCCCCCUCCCCACCAGUAGUAGUAGCAUUCGCAUAUUAUAUUGUAAUACUAUGUUAAUACAUUGCGCGGCGC
Messenger RNA from Macrosteles quadrilineatus (aster leafhopper), 5473 nucleotides. RefSeq lists its product as uncharacterized. Lineage: Eukaryota; Metazoa; Arthropoda; Insecta; Hemiptera; Cicadellidae. Bases 96 to 3950 code for a protein of 1284 amino acids. The record is from RefSeq and is a predicted model, not a curated record. The transcript has 6 exons.